CUGAAACAGAGACGAUCUGUGCGCAGAGCGCCGUGUGUUUACAGCGAACACGACAGACUGCAGACUGGUCGAAGGAGACUGUAUGUGUGUGUGUGUGUGUGUGUGUGUACCUGCACGUUAAUCUGUCUAACUCCGGUACCCGUUCAGCUGUCUAUCGACGGAGGGCACUAGGUAACCAAAGGACUUGACUUGACCCGGAGCAAUAAGGUCAAAUAUUCCAUUUCCCGCCGAUAUGAAGGUGAAUUCCUCCUACCAAAACAACGCGGUGUGUGUGUGUGCAUGAUGAGAGUCUGAGGAGGAGGAGGUGGAGGAGGAGAAGAAGAAGAAGGAGGCUGCGGUCUGAAACUAGAUGUUCUCCUGGAUAUAUCGAAACUAACGUCGUGUCGUUCACUCAAGGAGGCUGCGCAUUGAUUUGACAUGUUACUGUAUGUCCUAGACAGGCUCUUUCCAUCCUAAUUUGAACGGGGGGGUUGGCCCGAUUUCUGCCUCCCGAGAAUCCUCCAGCAGCGGGACAUUGAAUGUUUUUCCUCCAGGUAUGGAGUGUGAAGAUGCGGAUUACAGAGGAAUCCCCGCCGCUAGUUUAACCGCAUUGGUUUCAUUAUACACAUCAAUACAGGGCUAUUUUUUGCAGGAAUAAAACCGAACUAUGAGUACAUUUCUAGCCAGAGGAAUAAAUUGGUGAUUUGGAGCACGAUUGGACUUCCAUUAGGAAACGUGAGAAAGCUACCCUGCUAGCCUGUUUGGAGUAGCUAUUAGCUCCAUUAGCUGGCUAACUGCUAAAAGGAUUUGUGAGGAUUUACACAUCCAGGAAUGAGGUCUCGAACGGAAUGGAGCCGCUUGACCUUGUUUUGGAGUCUGAUGCUGGGUCUGUCGUCCUGCCUCCGGCCCGCCACCGCAGAGAUCUGUGGUCCCAGCAUCGACAUUGGGAACGACAUUGCUGAAUUCAGGCGUCUAGAGAACUGCACAGUGGUGGAGGGCUACUUGCAGAUCCUCCUAAUUGGUGACAAAAACAACAACAACAUCAACCAGGAAGUGUUCCGCUCCCUCAGCUUCCCCAAGCUGACGGUGAUCACAGACUACCUGCUGCUGUUCCGAGUGUCCGGCCUGGACAGUCUGAGCACGCUCUUUCCCAACCUCACCGUCAUACGUGGGCGCAACCUCUUCUACAACUACGCCCUUGUGAUCUUCGAGAUGACCAGCCUUAAGGACAUAGGCCUGUACAACCUGAGGAACAUCACCCGCGGUGCCAUCCGCAUUGAGAAGAACCCCGAGCUCUGCUACCUGGACUCCGUAGACUGGUCGCUCAUCCUGGACGCAGAGUUCAACAAUUACAUCGCUGGCAACAAGCAGUCCAAGGAGUGCAGCGACGUUUGUCCAGGCAUCAUGGAGAACAACCCUCAGUGCAGAAAGACCAUGUUCAACGACAACUACAACUACCGCUGCUGGAACUCCAAUCACUGCCAGAAAGAGUGCCCAGAGAAGUGUGUAUGGCGAGCGUGCACUGCGGCUGGCGAGUGCUGCCACCCUCAGUGUCUGGGCAGCUGCACCCUCCCUGGUAGUGACACAGCAUGUGCAGCAUGUGUGCAUUACUACCACCAAGGACGCUGCGUGGCCGACUGCCCUCCAGGCACCUACAAGUUCGAGGGCUGGAGGUGCAUCAGUGCCGAGCUUUGCUCUAAAGUCCACCUCCCCGACUUCAACAGCUUCGUCAUCCACGGCGGAGAGUGCAUGUCGGAAUGCCCACAUGGGUACAUGCAGACCACACCCAACAGUAUGUUCUGUACAGCCUGUGAUGGUCUCUGUGAUAAAGUAUGUGAGGAGAAGGUCAUCGACUCCAUGGAUGCCGCUCAGUCUCUCAAAGGCUGCACUGUUAUCAAAGGCAACCUGCAUAUCAACAUCCGCAGAGGCCACAACAUGGUGGCAGAGCUGGAGAGUUUCACCGGUUUGAUCCAGAGGGUGACCGGUAAUGUGCGGAUCAGACAUUCCCACACUCUGACCUCCCUGGCCUUUCUCCGCAGCCUCAGAUACAUCGACGGAGAAGAGCUUCUGGACGACGCGUACGCCUUCUUGGCAGUUGACAACCAGCAGCUCCAGUAUCUUUGGGACUGGAAGCAGCAUAACCUCACCAUCAAGGCAGGAAAGCUGUCCUUCAGAGCCAACCCAAAGCUCUGCAUGUCCGAGAUCCGCAAAAUGUGGGAGAAGACGGCCAUCCAGGGGCGUUUCGAUGAGAGCGAUUUCCGAAACAACGGCGACAGAGCCAGCUGUGAAAGUACAAUCCUGACAUUUAAGUCCAACAGCACCAGUAGUACGAGGAUCAAACUGACCUGGCAGCGCUACCGUCCCCCUGACUACAGAGACCUCAUCAGCUUUAUCGUGUACUACAAGGAGGCGCCGUACCAGAACAUCACAGUGUACGAUGGGCAGGACGGCUGUGGCUCCAACAGCUGGACUAUGGUGGAUGUGGAGCUGAGGCCGGACAAGGACUCAGACCCUGGGGUUCUGCUGUCCAGCCUCAAGCCCUGGACGCAGUACGCUGUCUUCGUGAAGGCCAUCACACUCAUGGUGGAAGACAAACAUUUGCCGAGUGCCAAGAGCCAGGUGGUCUACAUCCGCACAAGCCCUUCAGUACCCUCCAUGCCUCAGGAUGUGCGAGCGUACUCUAACUCAUCUACACAGUUGGUGGUGCGUUGGUCGCCCCCUAUCUCACCGAAUGGAAACCAAACUUACUACCUGGUCCGAUGGCAGCAACAAGCCGAAGACCGAGAGCUGUAUCAGCACAAUUACUGCUCUAAAGAGCUGAAGAUCCCCAUAAGGAUUGCUGCCAUAGGUGUGGGAGACCAGGAAGAGGACACCAAUCCCACUAAGCCAGAUGCCGAUGGGCCAGACAAAGGCCCCUGUUGCCCCUGCCCCAAAUCAGUCGAGGACCUGGAGGCCGAAGCUGCUGACGCCUCCUACAGAAAAGUCUUUGAAAACUUCCUGCACAACUCCAUUUUUACACCAAGGCCACCAGACCGUCGACGUAGAGAUCUCUUUGGCAUAGCCAACUCCACCCACCCCCGCCACAACCGGCUGCACACCAACCGCAGCACCGUCCCUCCUGUCCAAGCAGCUGGUAACAGCAGCACCGCGGACUUGGAGCCAGCCGACAGAGAGUACGAGUUUGUGGAGCAAGCAGUGACGGAGCGUGAGCUGCAGAUCUCUGGCCUGCAGCCGUUCACGGUUUACCGCAUCGACAUUCACGCCUGCAAUCGACAGGUCCAGCGCUGCAGCGCCGCAGAGUUUGUCUUUUCCAGAACCAAGCCUGCAGAAAAGGCUGACGACAUACCCGGCCAUGUGACCUGGGAGGGCCACGAGGACUGGGUGUUUCUGCGCUGGCCAGAGCCUCUCCACCCCAACGGACUCAUCCUCAUGUAUGAGAUCAAGUUUAAACUGGCUGCUGAGAACGAGAAGCACGAAUGUGUCUCUGGCCAGAUGUAUCAGGCCCAACGUGGCGUUCGGCUGUCCAACCUCAGUCCAGGAAACUACUCAGUCAGAGUGAGAGCCACAUCUCUGGCUGGCAACGGCUCCUGGACACCCCCUCUGGACCUUUAUGUGGCUGAACGAUAUGAAAACGUCUUCUACGCUAUGAUCUUUGUUCCUAUCGCCGUCAUUCUCGUCAUCUGCCUUUUCGUCUCAAUGCUGGUGGUCCUCAGCAGGAAAAGGAACAGUGAUCGGCUUGGAAAUGGAGUCCUGUACGCCUCAGUCAACCCAGAGUACUUCAGCGCUGCAGAAAUGUAUGUACCAGAUGAAUGGGAGGUGGCACGGGAGAAGAUUGCCCUGAGUCGUGAGCUCGGCCAGGGGUCCUUUGGCAUGGUGUAUGAGGGCUUGGCAAAGGGCGUGGUCAAAGAUGAACCAGAGACACAUGUCGCCAUUAAGACUGUCAACGAGUCGGCCAGCAUGAGGGAGAGAAUAGAGUUUCUCAAUGAAGCCUCUGUCAUGAAGGAGUUCAACUGUCACCACGUGGUUCGUCUCCUGGGAGUGGUUUCUCAGGGCCAACCCACCCUGGUCAUCAUGGAGCUGAUGACACGAGGGGACCUGAAGACUUACUUACGCUCCCUGCGACCUAAAGAGCAACAGUGGUCGAGCCUGUCUCUCCCUCCUCUGAAGAAGAUGCUUCAGAUGGCUGGGCAGAUCGCUGACGGCAUGGCUUACCUCAACGCCAACAAGUUUGUCCACAGAGAUCUGGCAGCCAGGAACUGCAUGGUGGCCGAGGACUUCACUGUUAAGAUAGGAGACUUUGGCAUGACCAGAGACAUCUAUGAGACAGACUACUACCGUAAAGGUGGUAAGGGUUUGCUCCCAGUCCGCUGGAUGUCACCUGAGUCCCUUAAGGACGGAGUCUUCACCACCACCUCUGAUGUCUGGUCUUUCGGGGUUGUACUGUGGGAAAUUGCCACCCUGGCAGAGCAGCCCUACCAAGGUCUGUCCAAUGAGCAGGUGCUCCGCUUCGUCAUGGAGGGAGGGCUGCUGGAGAAACCACAGAACUGUCCUGACAUGCUGUUUGAGCUGAUGCGAAUGUGUUGGCAGUACAAUCCUAAGAUGCGUCCUUCCUUCCUGGAGAUCAUCAGCAGCCUAAAGGACGAGCUGGACCCAUCUUUCAGAGAGUCUAGUUUCUUCUACAGCAGCGAUAACAAGCCGCCCGAAGCGCCGCAGCUCCAUCUGGACAGUAUGGACGAGAUUCCUCUGGAGCCCCCUUCUUCCACACAGUCACAGCAAUCCCCAGUCCCACAGCAGACCCCACCCUCGCCUAGCUCAGAGGCUCCGCCUGCCCCCUCGUUAGACCCCAGCUCCCCCUCCUCUCCCUGUACGUCGACCACUGCCAUGGACAAGCAGCCCUCCGGCCAGCAGGCAGCCAACGGGCUGUCGGGGGCGGGGCUCGCAGCAGGGCCAGGGGCGGUGCGGCCGUCUCUGGACGAACUGCCGCCAUACGCACACAUGAACGGAGGGCGCAAAAACGAACGUGCCAUGCCCCUCCCGCAGUCCUCUGCCUGCUGAUUGGACAGACACCCCACCAGACUGCAAACCCCGCCACCUUUCUUUCUGCAGAACCCGAUGUCUCAGUGGGUGGGAGCUCUUUUUUUUUAUUGUUUAUUUUUUAUCACAUACAGCAAAACCAUGUCCACCAGCUAGGUGUGGCUACUCGGUGUGGAGCAAAGACUCGCAGCGAGGUGGAGAAAAGGGUCACUGGGUCCAUGUUCUGCUGGACCUCCUGAGACCACCUGUUUCAUAUUGUUGUGCUUUUGGUUUGUACCAGCUGACUGUCCCAUGUGACCCUGCCCUGGCUGCUGAGUGGGACGACCAAAAGAAAAGAAAUUAACAGUAAAAAAAGAAAGUAAGAAAUUAUUUGGUGGAGAUCUCUCCCUCUCUUUAUGGCUGAACUUAUUUUCCAAAUUGUUGUUUGUUACUUUUGUAUAUGAAUUUUCAAAUGGGAGGAAAACAAAAUGUGUAGGCCUUUUAUAAAUGACCACCGUUGUGGUUGCUUUUGAGCGGGCAUUAUGGUGAAACUGUUGAGCAUAUCUAAUGAAGAAGCACUUCAGAGAGGUCCUCCGCAGUCCUGUUGCUCUGCAGGCUGGGGGGUCAGCGUAAUGCCGGGUCAACAGCCAAUCCGCUGAAACAAACAAACCAGAGGGAGAAAGGUCAAAUCUGCCAAAUGUGUUGCCAAAAUUGUCAAAUUAUCUUUACUGCAGUAUUGGCCUGUAGUGCUCCAACACACCGGAUUGAAAAAUGAAAGCACUUUGUAUUGCUACAACAUCAUUCUUAAAAUCUGUGAUCAAAAGGGAAAUGAACGUCCCUCUCCAGUCCUCUACAGCUCCUCUAUCAAAAUGACGUGGUGGACUCUGAAAUUGAGCCACAUCCUCUUCUCACACAAGUGCCGUUCUGUUACGGUUUAAACGCCAAAUCCAAUCAAUAAAGAAGCAAAAAAAAUGAAUACCUUGAAGCAAGGACUGCGGAGGGAAGCCCAUAAAGAGGAAAUCAAAUAUGAAGACUAGAUCUAGAACGUCUCUUGAUCGGGGUAUGCCCCGAGUUCAGAGGCAUUCUUUUCUCUUUUUUUAGACUAGUCAUUAGUCUCCAACAUUUACAACAUCUAUACGUGGGCAGAGCUUUUAUGUACGCACCAGUUGUUUGUGUCACUUUUCUAACUUUUAUACGGUUGGAGACUUUCAUCAUGUACAGAAAGAAGCUGCUAUUCCUGAUUUCUCUUGUGGUUGUAAUAUAGUUGAUAUCUAUAUAUAAAAAGAGAAAAAAAAACCGUCUCCUUCAGGUUGGAUCCACAAACGUUUCCACUCCAGUCCAUUUUUGUAAUGCUUGUAAUUGUGUAAUGUAUAUGUCAGCUGGUUUGGUUGCUGUGUUUGUGUAAAGGUACGACAGUUUGCCUUGUAUUCUGAAGCAGCGGUGACUUCCCCUCCCAUCUGACUAUAGGACAGCGACGGUACCAAUGAUCCAUGUUCUCGCCUCGGCCUCUGUUCUCUAGGGUCUACGGGGUCAGAGGUCAGAGGUCAGGCAUCACUGCUGAGUCCCAACUAAAUCUCAGGUCAAAGAGAAAAGUUCAAUCCUUUUCUACUUUCCUUUUUUUUUCUUCUUUUUGUGCUGUCAUACCCAGAGACAUCCAGCCACGUCUGUGUGUGUGUGUGUCUGUGUGUGUCUGUGUGUGUGUGUGUGUAUACCUCUGUUGUUAUUUUUUUUAUCAUUAGACAAGAGCAGUGUUUCUUACAACAGUCUGAAACCAGAAAUGGUUUUCCAACUUUGGAUGGAUGGGUCGUUGCACUUAUUGUAUGGAACCCCAAUUCUGACAACCUCAAGUAAAAUGUAAUCAGACUAGCCAAAAUAUAACUGAAUACAUCAAUAAAGAAUAUUGUUAGUUAAUUAGGGUUAGUUAGGAUGAGGAGGAGUGUAAAAAUAAAUGUAAUGCUUUAUACUUUUCCUUUUACUUCCAAUCAGUUGGUAUAUAACGACAGAAAGUUUUUUGUUUUUAGAUGAACAGAAGAACUGCUCAGUGGUAAAGAAACUCCAUUUAAUUAUUUAACUAACGUUAUUAUAUAUUGUUGCAUGCAGUAAUAUUUUUGACGUGUCUGAUGGCCUGUUGUAGUAAUACUGAGUUCAAAGUGCAAAUGAUUGCAAAAUAGAAUGGAUUUAAUGUAGCAGCUAUCCUUAACAUCUUAUUUUUCUAAAGGCAAGUGCAAAAAAACCUGUCUGUUGGAUCAUUUCACUUCCUGCUGAUCAACUUCUCUCUUGAAUCAAGGGGGUGUUUUUGUAUGCUGCUGGAGUGAUCCACAUUAUUUAUAUUUUUUCAACAUAUUAACGUGUUUGUAGAUGAUUGCUGAAGUUAAAUUGGAAUUAUCUUACAGCACAGACAUUGUUUAAGCUUUAAGAAAAAUAAGAUUUCACAAUAACACUAAAAGGACUUGAGAAUAACACAUGCUCAUGAGGCUCUUCUCUUCUCCUGAACCUGUUCUUUUAUUAAAAUACUAAAUCUAAAUUCAGCAAGACACAAAUGAUCACAGCUCUAACUGUGCUGAACAUCUAAGCAUUAGACAUAGUGCUUUAUCAAGGUUUACUGAAGAAAUGCACACUAAAAUAUGAAGACAAGUACGAUCAGAUUGGACCACAUGGAAUAGAUAUUAAAGGAUCAUUCAUCUCAGAAAGUUUGGAUUCCCAACCCAGAUGUUCCUUGGUUAUUUUUCUUAUUUUUAUGUGAAGUGUAAAUCACUUUACAAAUUCCCCACAACUUCCCUCUAAUAUUUUGAUGUUUCUUUUGCUAUUUUGGGCAAGGUUUUGUUAUUCCUUCAACCAUCCAUCUACCUCACUUUUUAUUUUUCAAUCUAUCUCCACAGAAAAAGAAGAACUGUGUUCUCUGUUUGUCAGGCUGUGAUGACGAUCGUACUGCUGUUAAUACGGUCAAAUACAAACCACAAACCAAACCUGUUCCUUCUCCUCCUCCUCCCUUUGUUAGUCUGUUGUGUAGUAGUCAGGCUGGAAGUACUGUGUGUUCUGGUAGUCUGUUGUGUAGUAGGCAGGCUGGAAGUACUGUGUGUUCUGGUAGUCUGUUGUGUAGUAGUCAGGCUGGAAGUACUGUGUGUUCUGGUUAAGAGUCUGUUUCACCCAGUCCGACCACAGCCGAGUGAUGAGACCACUUCAUCCUGAGAUCAGAUCAGGAUGGCUAUUUCUAUGUUUGUGGUCUGAUUUUUGCCUCACUUUUACCACUGGAGCACCACAGAGUGGACAUACAAUCAAACAAAUUAAAUUACCCCCCCCUUCCCCCACAUUGUUGGCCAAUUUGUUACAAAGGUUUUGAUAUGUGUAAGUUAUUCAUAGCUUUCCAACUCUUGCGUUUCUAUUGAAAUGAUCUGUUAGAUUGAGAUUUAAUUUUGGUUUUCUUUUGUACAUGCUGUUAUCAAUAUAUUCUGAGUACUGGGAAAAAUGAUUGGCUGAAGGAAAAGUGUCUGUUUCUCUGAUUCCUUUUUUCUACACAAGAUUUAAGAUGAAUAAAAAUGUAUGCAAACUGUU
Messenger RNA from Perca flavescens (yellow perch), 8544 nucleotides. It is a transcript of the gene igf1rb, whose product is annotated as insulin-like growth factor 1b receptor. The coding region runs from base 811 to 5034 and encodes 1407 amino acids. Lineage: Eukaryota; Metazoa; Chordata; Actinopteri; Perciformes; Percidae. Gene Ontology annotation, molecular function: phosphatidylinositol 3-kinase binding; insulin receptor substrate binding; ATP binding. The record is from RefSeq and is a predicted model, not a curated record. Gene Ontology annotation, biological process: protein autophosphorylation; insulin-like growth factor receptor signaling pathway; glucose homeostasis. The transcript is spliced from 22 exons. Gene Ontology annotation, cellular component: axon; plasma membrane; insulin receptor complex.